AAAAGUUUCAGAGAAGAGACGAAGAAAGUAAAAGGAAAAUCUAAGCGAGAAAAAGUGUACAACAAUGUUCACAAAACUCGUUUUCGUGUCACGAAAAGAUCGCCCUUCGAUUUGGAUUCGUUCGGUGCACCAUUCGCUGGAAAUGAUGGAGGUUUCUGCAACAUUCACUACGAGCUAUGGUUUCGCGAGUGGUGGAUCGAGAGGGAGGAGAUUGACCAAGUAUAUGGCUCUCCUGUGGUUAAUCAUGGCGUUUCAUACUUUGACGAUGAUCUCUGCUAAUACGGAACCAGCUGAUGCCUAUUGCUUGCGUCUGUAAACAGUUGAUGCUUUGCGCAGCCUACAAACUAAUUUAGAAGAUCCUAAGGAUGUUCUGCGGAGCUGGGAUCCUACACUUAUGAACCCUUGCACAUGGUUUCAUGUUACAUGUAACAAUGAAAGUAGUGUUAUAAGAGUUGAUCUUGGAAAUGCAGGAUUAUCUGGUCAAAUAGUUCCUCAGCUUUGUCAGCUUAAAAAUUUAAAGCACCUGGAGCUUUAUGGUAACAACAUAAGUGGAUCGAUUCCCAGUGAUCUUGGGAAUUUGACAAAUUUGGUGACCUUGGAUCUGUAUUUGAACAGUUUCACUGGUCCCAUACCAGACACAUUGAGCAGGCUGACGAAACUGCAAUUCCUCCGGCUCAACAACAACAGCCUUUCUGGUUCUAUUCCAUUGUCCUUGACUAAUAUCACAGCACUGCAAGUCCUUGAUUUAUCAAACAAUCGCUUAUCAGGACCUGUUCCAGACAAUGGCUCAUUUUCAUCAUUCACUCCCUUGAGUUUUGCUAAUAACUUAAAUCUAUGUGGACCAGUUACUGGGAGAACUUGCCCUGGAUCUCUACCACUUUCCCCUCCUCCAUUUGUUCCACCAUCAACAAUUGCUUCUCCAGGAGGAAAUAGUGCCGCUGGAGCAAUUGUUGAAGGUGCAGCUGCUGCUGCUGCUGCCUUACUUUUUGUUGCACCAGUACUUGGGUUUGCAUGGUGGCACAGAAGGAAACAACUAGAAAAUUUCUUUGAUCUAUCUGACGAAGAGGAUCUAGAAGUCCACUUGGGACAGCUCAAAAGGUUUUCUUUGCGAGAAUUGCAAAUUGCAACUGAUACUUUUAGCAAUAAAAGAAUUCUCGGAAGGGGUGGAUUUGGUAAGGUGUACAAGGGAUGCCUUGCUGAUGGUUCGUUAGUGGCAGUAAAAAGACUUAAAGACGAGCGGACACUAGGUGGGGAGUUGCAGUUUCAAACAGAAAUAGAAAUGAUCGGCUUGGCUGUGCAUCCAAAUCUUUUGCGACUACGUGGUUUUUGCAUGACACCAACAGAGCGACUGCUUGUUUAUCCAUACAUGGUUAAUGGAAGUGUUGCAUCAUGUUUAAGAGAACGUCCACCGUCAAAACCACCACUUGAUUGGCCAACAAGGAAGAGCAUCUCAAUGGGAUCUGCAAGAGGGCUUUCUUAUUUGCAUGAUCACUGUGAUCCAAAGAUCAUUCAUCGUGAUGUGAAAGCUGCAAAUAUUCUGUUAGGUGAGGAGUUUGAGGCUGUUGUUGGUGAUUUUGGGUUGGCCAAACUUAUGGAUUAUAGAGGUACCCAUGUUACGACGACAGUUUGUGGCACUGUCGGGCAUAUGGCUCCAGAAUAUCUCUCUACAGGGAAGUCGUCAGAGAAGACUGAUGUCUUUGGCUAUGGGAUUAUGUUGUUAGAGCUGAUCACUGGACAGAGAGCAUUUGAUCGUGCUCGGCCUGCAAAUGAUGAUGAUGUCUUGCUGCUAAAUUGGGUUAAAAGACUCUGCAAAGAGAACAAGUUGGAAAUGCUGGUAGAUCCAAAUCUGCAGAACAGUUAUUUUGAAGCCGAUGAAGUUGUGCAGCUGAUCCAAGUAGCACUGCUCUGUACACAAGCGGUUCCAAUGGACCGGCCUAAGAUGUCAGAGGUUAUCAGAAUGCUCGAAGGUGAUGGCUUGGCAGAAAAAUGGGAGGAGUGGCAGCAGUUGGAGUUAUCCCGCCCGGAAUUUGCAUGGGUCCCACCUUUUGAAUUUAAUCGGAUUGUUUACUCCACCCCCAAUUUGCCUGACUCCACCCCCAAUUUGCCUAAUGCUGAAUUGUCUGGACCGAGAUGACCUAAAGGAUAAGUAGAGAACCUUAUUAUUUACAUUAUUUGUGCAUAUGUUCGAUAGCAUUGUGUAUGCAAUAGCAUUUAUCAGAAUUUGGGCAUAUGUUUUUAUUAUAUAUGCAUGUAUGAGAGAGAUGGUUCUUUGCUGUUGAGAGUACACAGGUUCGAUA
Molecule: messenger RNA, 2297 nt
Organism: Camellia sinensis
Lineage: Eukaryota; Viridiplantae; Streptophyta; Magnoliopsida; Ericales; Theaceae
Product: somatic embryogenesis receptor kinase 2
Biological process (GO): protein phosphorylation
Molecular function (GO): protein kinase activity; protein binding; ATP binding
Source: RefSeq, a predicted model, not a curated record